Molecule: messenger RNA, 2310 nt
Organism: Anopheles stephensi (Asian malaria mosquito)
Lineage: Eukaryota; Metazoa; Arthropoda; Insecta; Diptera; Culicidae
Product: pre-mRNA-splicing factor Slu7-like
Exons: 1
Coding region: 179-1939 (586 amino acids)
Biological process (GO): mRNA splicing, via spliceosome
Cellular component (GO): spliceosomal complex
Molecular function (GO): pre-mRNA 3'-splice site binding
Source: RefSeq, a predicted model, not a curated record
ACGUCAACACAGUGCAGCUGUCAAACGCUUUGUUUAUUUCGUCGUGAAAAAUUAAUGCGACACGCACUUGGCUGUAGCUUAAACUGUGUUUUUCGGUGCAAAAGUGUGAAAAUAAACCGAACAAUCGUGUUUCUUCGCUUUUAGCAACGGACGCCGAAGCGACACAUUCGCAUCCAAGAUGGUGAGCUCGGGAUCGCGCCUACCCCUGUCGAUGCUGUUGCAGACGAAAGAGGCAGCGGAUGAAGAACCCCGUAAAGCGUCGCGUGAAGAUUGGCGCAAAGCGAAAGAGCUCGAGGAAGCUCGAAAGGCUGGUAAUGCACCGGCUGCGGUCGACGAGGAGGGUCGCGAUAUCAAUCCACACAUCCCGCAGUACAUUUCAUCUGCGCCAUGGUACUACAACACGGCAGGCCCAACGCUGAAGCAUCAGCGCCCGCAGGAUGAUAACAGCUCGCGCUCCGGCAUUGACGAAUGGUACAAACGGGGCGUGGAUACCUCCAAACCGCUGGUGACCAAGUACCGUAAGGGAGCGUGCGAAAACUGUGGUGCAAUGACGCACAAGCGCGUCGAUUGCAUGGAGCGGCCACGCAAGGUGGGGGCCAAAUUUUCCGCCAAACAGAUAGCACACGACGAGUUCAUUCAGCCCAACAUAGUGAGCGACUACGAUGGCAAGCGGGACCGUUGGGCUGGGUACGAUCCGGCGAACCAUCGGGAAAUUGUGGAAGAGUAUCUUAAAAUCGAGCAAGCGAAGCGUGAGCUGCGUGCUCAAAAGCUGAAGGAAAAUCCUGACCUUGCCGAGGAGCAGGGCGAGGAGGCCGACGAGGACAGGUACGUGGACGAGGUGGACAUGCCCGGUACGAAGGUGGAUUCGAAGCAGCGCAUCACGGUGCGAAAUCUGCGCAUUCGCGAAGACACGGCCAAGUAUCUUCGCAAUCUCGAUCCCAACUCUGCCUACUACGAUCCGAAGACGCGCUCCAUGCGAGACAAUCCCACGCCGCAGCUCAACCCGGAGGAGACGGAGUUUGCGGGCGAAAACUUUGUCCGCUACUCGGGCGACAUCCAGAAACACGCACAGGCGCAACUGUUUGCCUGGGAAGCGUACGGCAAGGGAGUCGACGUGCAUGUGCUGGCCGAGCCGACCAAGCUGGAGCUGCUGCAGAAGGAGUACGAGAAGAAAAAGUCGCAGUUCAAGGAUGAGGUGAAAAACAAGGUGCUCGAGCAGUACGGCGGCGAGGAACAUCUGGCCGUACCGCCGAAAGCACUGCUGCUGGCACAAACAGAAAACUACGUCGAGUACUCGCGGUUCGGUAAAGUGAUCAAGGGCCAGGACAAACCCAUCAUUCGGUCGCGCUUCGAGGAGGACGUGUACAUCAACAAUCACACCACCGUGUGGGGUUCACACUGGAACAACGGUUGCUGGGGUUACAAGUGUUGCGAGUCGAUGAUUAAAAAUUCCUACUGCGUCGGUGAAAAUGGCAAAGCUGGUACAAUUAAACCCACCAUGGAAAGCGAAACAGGCGAAAGCGGAACUUCGUUCGCCGGUAGUGAGCCCUCGAAAAAAGGUUCAUUAUUAAAUCAAGCUAAAUCGGCAGCACUGGCGGAAGAAUCGCAAGAAACGGUUGAAAAGGAACAAACGCGUGAAUCGUCAGAAUCGAAAGAGCCGGAUCGCAGCAAUCACAGUAGCGGUGGGAGUAACAGCGACAGUGACUCGGACCCGGACGACUCCAAGCGCGAUCGAAGCAAGGAAUCGAAGAAAUCGAAAAAGAAGCGCAAGAAGGAAAAGAAGCGACUGCAGCGCCGGGAAGAGAAAAAGCUGCGCAAAAAGAGCGACGGUAAGGUGGAGAAGGAUAAACUUCAGCUUGCCUUGGAGGCGGAAGAGGAAAACGAACGCCCGGCGGCGAACAGUCCUCCAUCGGGCUUGUGUCCAGCCCGGGCAGCAUGAGCUUGACCGGUGCUGUGGUAAAGACAGAGGACGGCUCCAGCGCAGCAUCGCCCACCACCGGGCAUCUAGACGCGCUGGCAGAAGCGGCCGCCUGCGCAACUUCCGUGCUGCCGAGCGAGCUGAUGGGUGACAUUCUGUCCUCGCCCACAUCGAACGUAUCUCAAACGACGGCACAACAGAUUAAGUUUUUGGAUCCAACGUCCAAACAAUUCACGACCGUGGUCAUGCAGGCUGGCGGAGACGGUGCAGCAGCAGCGGCAGCAGCAUCGUCCGCUGGUGGAAUUGUGAACAAUGGUAACAGUGCUGCUGCGGCAGGAAAGCAACCUGCGGGAAAAGCGGUCGUUCGGUCGAAUUCUACUGGCAAGACGAAA